Nematostella vectensis (starlet sea anemone) is the source of this 3056-nucleotide messenger RNA. RefSeq names its product hypoxia-inducible factor 1-alpha inhibitor. The transcript is spliced from 6 exons. The record is from RefSeq and is a predicted model, not a curated record. Bases 20 to 1078 code for a protein of 352 amino acids. NCBI's taxonomy places the organism in Eukaryota, Metazoa, Cnidaria, Anthozoa, Actiniaria, Edwardsiidae. Gene Ontology annotation, biological process: negative regulation of Notch signaling pathway; peptidyl-aspartic acid hydroxylation. Gene Ontology annotation, molecular function: ankyrin repeat binding; peptidyl-histidine dioxygenase activity; [protein]-asparagine 3-dioxygenase activity. Gene Ontology annotation, cellular component: cytoplasm; nucleus.
UCAGCCAUCAUUCAAGACUAUGGCUGCUGUGUCGGAUUUGUACACGGAUUUGGACGGCCAUUUGGUCCGCAAAUAUUCCCUUGAUGUAAUUCAAGUCCCGAGACUGCAUUACCAGGACCCUAAAGCCACAGAAAUAAUUAAGAAUGAGUGCCCAGUUGUUUUAACCGACUCCGACAUAAUAUCAAGCGCUAUGAAAUGGGACAUUGAGUAUUUGAGGGAAAACAUUGGUGAUGGAGAUUUUGCUGUCUAUGCUUCCGAAGACAACAAGUUUAUGUACUAUGACGAGAAGCGUGUAAAAAACUGGCCUCACUUCAGGCCACCAACUGUUAGGAUAGACAUGAAGUUUGAGCAGUUUUACAAACAAGUGAACAAGUUUGAUCCAACUAUGGCAAAAGCAGGAAAUUUGAGAUUCUAUCUUCAGCAGAUGUUAAAUGAUCAAGUUGGAAGGAAUAUUGUUGCAGAUUUUCUUGGUUUCAAUUGGGCGUGGCUGAACACGAUGCAGAAAGAGAUGGACUGGGGCCCACUUACCUCUAAUCUCCUGUUGAUUGGUCUCCCUGGCAACAUAACACCUGUCCACUACGAUGAGCAGCAAAACCUUUUUUGCCAAGUUACAGGAUGCAAACGAGUGCUACUGUUCCACCCAGACAAGUUCAAAUGUCUUUAUCCAUUCCCUGUCCAUCACCCUUGUGAUCGGCAAAGCCAGGUUGACUUUGAUUGCCCUGACUACAUAAGAUUUCCACUGUUCAAGGAAAUCUGUGGUAUGGAAGCUAUGGUCAAGCCUGGUGAUGUGCUGUAUAUCCCAAUGUACUGGUGGCAUUACGUGGAAUCAACUUUGAAUGGUGGAAUUACCACAUCUGUCAACUUCUGGUACAAGGCCGGCCAGACUCCAAGUGAGAUAUCAUUCCCUUUGUCCAGCCAACAGAAGAUUGCAAUUAUGAGGAACAUCGAGAGAAUGCUAGGGGACGCCCUUGGGAGUCAUACUGAGGUUGGGCCCCUGCUCAAUUUGAUGGUGAAUGGGAGAUAUAAUUUACCAGAGACAGAAUCCAAGAAAGGAGAAACCCACAGCUCACAUAGUUAAUGUGACAAGCUCAACCCAAGUGUUACUAAGACAGUAUUCUUAGUUUGGCUGGAAGCUAAAGCAUUAAGAAAAAGCUGUGCCAUAUUCUUGAUUAUGAUCUUAAGAAAGAGUUGCUCCAGGGGGGGACUCUAAUAAAAACAGACGGGGGUGAUCGACAGAAAAAUCGAUUUCAAUCCUAAGGGGUUGCACUUUGGUUGUGCUCAACAUAACUUCUUCCCCCUUAGAGAUAUUAAAUUAGGUGUGGUUGAAGGAAUUUAUAACCCCAAGCGAUAGCAGAAUUGGAAAAAAUUGUAAAUCUUCCACCCUUAGGAAUAGAAGUUGGUCGAAAUUUUAUACCCUAAAAGUUGUGACAAUCAGCCCCAUUCUACUUUUCUAGAGAUCCCCCCCCCCCCCCCCCCCACAGAGUUGCUCUGCUUCCUAAGCUUACAUCUUAUAACCCAAACUGCAGCAAUGAGAGAGAUUGACUUGAUUGUCUCAUAACAUAUUGUGACUUAGGAAUGGUAAGCCUUAAUAUUUCAUCCUUUGUUAUCUACACCCUUUUUUUAUAAGAACGUCUUAUUUUCAGUUAAGGCUGGGCCAUUCUUUAUUUUUGGAGCAUUAUAAGGCUGAAAAUGUUCUUCAAUUUUAUUGUAUAAAAAAAUAUAAUACCAUUUGAAUAAAGAGAAUGAGUGUUACAUAGCCAGAGUAUCAGGGGAUUUAAUUUGAUCGCUUUCAGGUAUAUACUUCAUAGGGAACGAUAAAAGGGCCUGACACUCGGGCUAAGAAUUACACAAAUGAUCAAUAGCAAUAUUUAAUGUGGUUUUGAAAACAAUUCGAUUCUGUAUUUUCGAAUGCUUCAGACUAUCAAAAAAAUAUUUUGCUGAUAUCUGAGCAUCGGCAUGUUCUUAAAAUUUGGUGAAACUUCUGGCUGGAUGUUCUUACAAAGAAGGUUCUUAUUAAAAGAAAGAGUGUAUUCAAUUUAUAUUUAGGUCAAAUAAGAUACAUUGAGCUUUACAAGGUUGGUUAAACACAUUUAUGACAUAACGAGUCAGCUAAACCCUUCUGGCAUAUACAAUUUUAAUGCAAGGGUUAGAAAAAAAAUCCGCAUUUUAAAUAUUUUUGUAGACUAAAAGUAGACUAACCCUGCUCCAAGAGAAACAUAAUUAAUUAAAUUGAUAUAUAAUGAGAUGCUAAUAAGCCUAAACAAGGACCCUCACUAUAAAAGGGCCUGGACCAGGUCCACGAAAGGCUCAGUUGUCAGUAAACUGCUACGCAGUGCGGAGCUCCAGAGUUCAGUCAAGCGUGUCUCGUCUACCCACGAGGAGCGAAACCCAAACUCAACUUUUGAAGCCCUUUUCUUUUUGUUUGCUCGGUUUAUUUUCUCGUGGUUACUAACAAUGUCUAGUUCCAGAUAUUACCCAUACCCCCCACCCCUCUGGGAUUUCCAACCCCCUGGAAAAAGAUAAAUACAGUAACUGUAAAGGAAGAAGGAUAUGAAUGACUUGGUUCAUUCUAGUCAAUACAGAGACCAUUAUAAUUCCUUAGGAGGAUGAUAGUGAUUUGCUGAGAAUUUCAAACCCCCUGGAAAAAGAUAAAUACAGUAACUGUUAAGGAAAAAGGGCAUUUUACCCCCCUUUUCCCUCUGAAAAUUCCUGUGCAUCUGAACCCCACCCCCCGGAAUUUCCAAUCCCCUAAAUGGGGGGGUAUGGAUAUUUUCUGGAACUACACAAUAAAACACCUACCAAAAUAGCAGGAAUUUGCAGUAAGAUUUAGUUCAAAUUUUUAACGAUAACACAACUAAAAAGUCUCACUGCCAACCCAAUGUUACGGUGUGUUGUAAACAUGUGUUACGGUGAAUUGUAUACAUUUGAUAGCUGCCCUGAAAUUGUUGUUUUUGUAAGGUUUACUGUUUGCUGUUCAUAGUUAAAUAUAUUGUAUAUAUGAAAUGCAAUAGAAUAUCUAUUUAGUAAGCAAAUAAAAGGGAAAAAUACGGCUGAUA